AUGAUUGUACGGAAAUUUUCUUCUUAAUUAAUAAGUAUUAAUAAUCCAAUUUUAUAAUUAUUGUCUCUUUUGCUAAUAAGAAUUCGGAUAUCUUCAACAAAUUUUGAAUAUUUGGUUAAUCUCUAUUGCUAAAUAGUUCUCAAUUAAAAAUCAAAAAGGUAGUAGUAUUAUCAUAAAAAAAGUAACUGUCAUCGAAUUUGUUGUUCUUCACCAUAAAAGUAAUACGUCUAAAAACAUGACAGAAAUACUCAAAAUAUAGCAGGGAUGAAUAGAGAAAAAUAUAAAUUUAUUUUGAAAACUACGUUUUUCAAACAUCAACAAUGUUUAUAAAAUGAAAAUUCUAGUAUUAGUUAUAAAUAAUACAGGCAUUUAUAUUUACGUAUGGAUGAAGAUGAUCUUCCAAUUGAGGCUGAUUAUUAUUCAUUAAAGUUGAUUGUUAACUGUCUAUUAUAUGCUAUAUAAUCAAUAUAUUAUUUAAUCAUCAUUUUGAUUAUGCAAAAAAAAACGCCAUUAAAUAGGUAGAUUGUUCUUGAAUGGUUUGAAUAACCACACUUAGAAUUUGCAGAGACACUUCUUAGAAAUUAUUAGUUCACAUUCUCAAAAUUACCAACGCAAGAAGAAAUUUUAUAGAUUCUAUGCUCAGUUGAAAAAGCAUACAAUAGUAAAAGAGGUGCUUGGACUCCAUGCCAAGAUAAAUUUCUAAAUCUUGCUGUAUUAGGAACAUGCCUACAGCAUUUAAUGAAGCCUAUAGAGUUAUCUUCGUAAUAGUGGGAAUAGAUUUCUCGAUUGUUUCGUUUUCAUAAUUGGAAAGCCUGCAGAAAUAGAUGGCUAGAAGAAUGUCACAAAAAAGCAAAUUGGACUCCCUAAGAAGAUAAGGUUUUAACAUAAUUAUAAUAAUUUAAACCUAAUAAGUGGUGUGAAAUAGCUAUAGAUUUGAUGAGGAUCUGUAAAACACCAUACAUAAGAUAGGGAAAGCAAUGCAGAGAUAGAUGGGUAAAUAAGCUUGAUCCAAAUAUUGUCAACAAUCCGUGGACAAAAGAAGAGGAGCUCUAAUUGUUUCGAGAAAUAGAAUUAAGAGGUAAGAAAUGGGCAGAGAUUUCACUCAAAGUCUUCUAAUUGAGGAGAACUGAGAACACUAUUAAAAAUAGAUAUUAUAAUUUAUUAAAGCAAGCUGAAACAAAGAUGAAAUUUGGAAGAAUAACAAAAGAGUAAAAAAAUAAAGCAUUAGUUGAUUUAGUAAUUAAACAACUAGAAACCUCUAUUAAUUAUCAACCAAAACAAGAAGAAACCGAGGAACAGGAAGCUAAAAUUUACAAAUUAGAUUAAUUUAAUCCCACUAAUUUAGAAGAUUAUGAAGAUAUUGUUGUCUUGGUCAACAAGAAGCUUGUUAAACUAAAUGAUUAAGUCUGA
Molecule: messenger RNA, 1410 nt
Organism: Paramecium tetraurelia
Lineage: Eukaryota; Ciliophora; Oligohymenophorea; Peniculida; Parameciidae
Exons: 3
Biological process (GO): regulation of DNA-templated transcription
Cellular component (GO): nucleus
Molecular function (GO): RNA polymerase II cis-regulatory region sequence-specific DNA binding; DNA-binding transcription factor activity, RNA polymerase II-specific
Source: RefSeq, a predicted model, not a curated record